GUAUGAUGACGUCGUUAUAGAGCGCCGCAGAAGCUAAACAUCUAUUAACGUUAGCUCAUGAUUUGUGAGGAGGUUAUUGUAAUGGUUGAUAUUUGAUCUUGUUAGAUGGUCCAGCAACCGCCCCGGUGCCGAGUAGUUGUUUGGUUCCGUCUCAGCCGGCAGUCGUUAUGGCAGAGGAGGGUGAUUUAUCACCCAGCCUUCUGACAGAGGAUAUAAAACACAGCAAUGGCGACUUCGUGCCUCCAGAAGGUCUAUGCUGGGUGUCAGUGCUGUCCUGUCUGCUGCUGGCUUGUUCUUAUGUUGGCAGUUUGUACGUAUGGAGGAGUGACCUGCCGAGGGAUCAUCCCACUGUCAUAAAGAGACGCUUCACCAGUGUACUGAUCGUGUCGGGCCUGUCUCCUCUCUUUGUGUGGGCAUGGAGAGCGUUCACAGGUGUCAGGACUGGCCCAUCAUUACUGGCCCUCAUGGGGAUCCGGCUUGAAGGCCUCAUUCCUGCCAUCGUACUUCCUCUGCUGCUCACCAUGGUACUGUUUCUGGGCCCACUCAUGCAGUUGGCGAUGGACUGUCCCUGGAGCUUCAUGGAUGGGAUCCAGGUGGCCUUUGACCCGUGGUUCUGGAUGUUGUGUUUCAGUGACAUGCGCUGGUUGAGGAAUCAGGUGGUGGCACCGUUAACAGAGGAGCUGGUGUUCAGGGCAUGCAUGCUGCCCAUGUUGGUGCCCUGUGCUGGUCCUUCCAUUGCCAUCUUCACCUGCCCCCUCUUCUUUGGCGUAGCUCACUUCCACCAUGUGAUCGAGCUGCUGAGGUUCAGACAGGGGACGCUAUCCGGGAUUUUCCUCUCUGCAGUGUUCCAGUUCUCCUACACAGCCGUGUUUGGGGCCUAUACUGCCUUCAUUUUCAUUAGAACAGGUCACCUUGUGGGUCCGGUGCUCUGCCACUCCUUCUGUAAUUACAUGGGUUUUCCCGCUAUCAGCGCAGCAAUGGAGCACCCCCACCGCCUCACUGUCCUCUCCUCCUACCUGCUGGGGGUUCUCCUCUUCCUCCUCUUGCUCUUUCCCUUCACUGACCCCUCCUACUACGGCCUCCCCACACCAGUCUGCACCCUCACCUUCUCCCCCAGCUCCCUCUGCCUCUCCUGAUCCCUGCCCCCACACACUUCUCUGCUGGUGUCACAUCACCUACUACUGAUGAAGCAGUUAAGGGUGGGGGUUUUUUUUGUUUUGUUUUUUUAGGGGUCAUGGCAGGUCCAGUUUGGACAGACAGCACUAACAGCUAUGUGUGCUAAGUUGCCAUGGAGAGGUGGGGAAAUCUGUAGCCAUGUUCUGUGGUCUAUGGACCCUUGAAAUGUCAAUACAUUUUCAUGACAUAUUUCAAUUAAUCAGCUGAUGCUGAUCAGCUGAUACAGAGUUUAAGCAGGUGGAGGUUUAUGUUGCUGCGAGUGAGCCCCAAGAGCAUCCAGGUCCAGGACAGCUUAUGUGAUCUUUGGCCUGCGCUGCCACCCUGAUACAUGAUUUUAAUGUAGUUCUAACACUGAAGGACAAUUCCUCCUCCUCAGAUCCUCUUAUGCUGAUCGAGCUCAUCAGUUUGUGGUGGAGCAUUAUAAUGUACCUUUCUGGUGUACAGAUGUACCACUCAGCCUGCCUCGUGUUUUUAAAGGAUGAUUCUGGUUUAUUACAAGAUUUCGGGAUUGUCCUCAUAUCUGUCAGUAAUAAUAAAAGUUAUUGCAGCGAUCUGGAAACAAAGAGACAUCACACAGAAGUCCAGUCGGACAGGUUUUAAACAAAAUCCCAGUUUAGUCAGCAUGAUGUGGAGAAGGCAAAGAGGAAGAGCAACAUUAUUACCCAAACUGUCUGUUGUAAACAUCAGUCCACUUCCUGAAUCAUCUCUGACUGAGUGCACCUGUAGAAGUUAUUGCCAUAAUGGAGCUGCAGCUGACAAUUAUCUUAGUUAUCAGUUAAACUACAGAUUAUUUUUCAAUCAUAAUUUAAGAGGCCAAGGUGAUAAGACAAGACAAAAAUAUAAAUAAUCACAUCCGAGAAAAUAGUGUAGGAGUAUUUAGGGUUUUAGGAAUUACUGAAUUGGUUCCACCCUAGCGGACAUGGUUUUCAUGUGCAAUGAAACUACUCGACACCAACAAAUCAUAAUGGCUUCUAUAGUUGACCAACUUUAGCUUAUUACAGAUCUAUUGCAUUCUGUAUGCUGGAAUGAAUAAGAAAUUCCAGAAAUGCCAAAUAUGUUUGAGGCAAUUUAAGAGCAGUACUCACCCAAGGCAGCACCCUGUUCUAUGUAAGCCACUUGAAGACAACGCCAGAAACGCUGGUGGUGUCGCCAAGCAUGUCAUUUCAGGUUAAUGCCUGUUACUGCCACAGGCUGUGAUGCCAUCCUAUUUUUCACCAUCAGUGCUGUGAAACUGUUCUGUUAACAUACCUUACUGCUGCAUUGUGUGUCCAAAUCUUUAGUUAUUUUAAGAAAUUAUAUAUAAAAAAAAACUGGCCAAUAUUCCAGAUGCUUUUAAACGGUGACAUGUUGAUAUUGGUGUUGGCCAAAUAAAUCCAGAAUUGAGUAGUUUAUUUCACAUUUCAGUUAGACUUCAGUUUGACCUUCAAUCAGAAGGGGUUUAGAUAAUCUGGACAGACUGAUGGUUUGUUCCCAACCUGUCUGAUCAUCUGACUGCUCAUAUUUCUUAACCAUUAGCCAAAACUAUGAAAAUAAGAAUAGCUGUAGAGUUCUUCUACCAGACAGGGCUCCACAAAGCAUAGGAGUUCAGGUCGGGUUGGAGCCAUUAAAAAUAUACAUCUUCAGGUCUUGGGUCAGCUUUGUAUUUUGAAUUUGGCAGUACAAGUUGGGUUCAGUUGACUCUAAAAAGAAGCUGCUGUAGGUCUGGUUUGCUUCCAAAAUUUUAGGCCCCUACAGAACUCGACCAAGGCAUAAUAAACCAGAAUGAUCCUUUCAUGCCUUUGAGCAUUUCUUGGGGGAGACAUGAAAUCAUUGCUUUCAGCAUAGAGGGUUGUUGGAGAGACAGUGCUCACAACCCACACAUGUGUAAUGGCUGCAUUGCAUUCUGGUCUACAGAGGCUCAUAGAGAUGUUAGCAUCUUUGCAAAUAAUCCUGCUGUGGCUGCAGUAAAGUACAGAAAUGUUGGUGUGAUUUUGAAAUAGGUACAGGACUAUCAUCUAUAUUUCGUUUUUAAUGUUUGGAGCUUGUUGUUGAAAGUGACAUUUCAGCUGGAUUACUUUCUUUGUGUUCAUACAUCAGAACUCUGCUGUUUAGAGAAAUGUUCUGCUGGAAUCGGUCAGUGUUUUGUACGAUACAAUAAUAAUUUUGUACGAUAUUUAUAUACCUCUGCAUGUUUCACUGCUGUUAGUUGUUUUGUUGGUGAAGGUGGGUGAUGGGAUAACUUGGGGGGGGCAGUGUUCAUAAUGCCUAAAACAUACUCUAUUUAAGUGCACCAACACAAACGGUUGUACAUACUCAGAUGAUUAAGGUGUACUAUAUGUCCUCGGGGAGGUAAAAUACAUAAUUUCUCAAGCGGGUCAUACAGAGUGGUGAAAAUGGGCUGUUAAAGCAGGCAGUUUCAUUCUGUUGGUUGUAGACCCCCUAGCUGUGAUACUGAAUUAUGUUAAGGGACUGGUCACACCAGCAUUUGUAACAUUUAGCUUGUGGAGGCAAAGUCAGUAUGUGUAGAGUUUGACUUUGUGAAUUUGCGUCAUAUACUUUUUACAAACUUACUUGUUGGCACUGACCUCUGAGCACGGCUAGAUUACCAACUGAGCAAAGCGGGCAACUGCCCAAGGGUCUGCAAAGCCCCCAGGUUCACUGUGUCAGUUUGUUUUAUAUCAUUUGUGUCCUUACACAAAGUAUGUUUGGGUCCUAAAGCUGGAGAUUUUUAUAUGUUUUAAACCUCCAGUGAGGAACUUUACUUUGAGGUCCUAAAAUGGCCUCUAAGACUUGUUUUCAUGUGCCAGUUGAGAGUUUUUCUCUUCCAAAAUAUCCAUUCUGAGCAUCUUGUCCACAUUUCCUAACUAGUCACUAUUAAAACUAUUUGGUUGCACAAUU
Messenger RNA from Micropterus dolomieu (smallmouth bass), 4053 nucleotides. It is a transcript of the gene rce1a, whose product is annotated as Ras converting CAAX endopeptidase 1a. Lineage: Eukaryota; Metazoa; Chordata; Actinopteri; Centrarchiformes; Centrarchidae. The transcript has 8 exons. Gene Ontology annotation, biological process: CAAX-box protein processing. Gene Ontology annotation, cellular component: endoplasmic reticulum membrane. Bases 168 to 1136 code for a protein of 322 amino acids. Gene Ontology annotation, molecular function: metalloendopeptidase activity. The record is from RefSeq and is a predicted model, not a curated record.